GUAAAUGAAUUUUAAAAGUGAAUAAAUAAAAAGUGUCAUUUUUUAUUGAAUGUUUGAAGGAAUAUUUAGAUUUCUUUGAAUGUAAUCAUUAUUCGUUUAAGAAAAUUCAUAAUUUGUGCAUUAAAUUUGCAUAAUUUUAUGCAAAUAAUAUAAAAAUAUGGAGCAUGAAGAAGAUCCUUUAAAUACAUCUGACGAACUUGUUAAUCACAAAGGAUCACCAUCGGCUAGUCCUGCUGGCGAUUCUGCUCGAAAUUCUCGAUCAAGAUCACGCUCUGUUUCACCAAAACAACUAAAUGGCUCUCGAAAUAAUUCUGCAUCAUCAGCGGCACGAUCAAGAUCAUCAUCACAUGAAUCAAACAAAAGUAAUGGAUCGUUAAAACAGAAUGGUGUGUCAAGAUCACGAUCUCGUUCAAGAUCUGGAUCUGGUUCAAGAUCUCCAUCAGGAUCACGAAAAGCUGCAUCGAGAUCAAAUUCACGCACUUCGAAUAAAUCAGAUACGUCAAAGCGAUCUGGUUCGCCACGGUCACGUGCCGGUAGUCAUGUAUCACGAAAAUCAAGAUCGCGAUCAGGAUCCAGGGCAUCAAAUGUAUCGGCACGUUCAAGAUCAAGAUCCGGUUCAGCAGCAUCAAAUCGAUCGAGAUCUGGAUCUAGAACGUCUAAGCGAUCUGGUUCAAAUGCUUCGAAGCGUUCUCGAUCUGGUUCGAAUGCUUCAAAAAGAUCACGGUCAGGUUCGAAUGUUUCAAAACGUUCACGGUCAGGCUCAAGGCGAUCUAAAUCUGGUUCACGUUCAGGCUCUGCCCGUUCUAGAUCUGGUUCUAGACGAUCUAGAUCAGGCUCACGUCGUUCAAGGUCUGGAUCACGAAGAUCUGGAUCAGCUCGGUCCAGAUCAGGCUCUCAACGAUCGAGAUCACGUUCAGGUUCAAGACGUUCAAGAUCAGGUUCUCGUCGAUCAAGGUCUGGAUCUCGAAGAUCACGUUCAGGUUCUGUAGCAUCACGAGGAUCACGUUCAAGAUCAGGAUCAAGGAGGUCUAGAUCAGGUUCAAGGCGAUCCAGAUCGGGUUCAAGAGCAUCAAAACGAUCUAGAUCUGGUUCAAGACGAUCCAGAUCAGGUUCAAGAGCAUCAAAACGAUCUAGAUCUGGUUCAAGACGAUCCAGAUCGGGUUCAAGAGCAUCAAAACGAUCUAGAUCUGGUUCAAGGCGUUCUGCAUCAGGUUCAAGAAAAUCACGGUCACGCUCUGGUUCAAGAAAAUCAAGAUCAGGUUCAAGAAAAUCACGGUCACGUUCUGGUUCAAGAAAAUCACGAUCUCGAUCUGGUUCAAGAAAAUCACGAUCAAGGUCUGGUUCAAGAAAAUCACGAUCACGAUCAGGUUCAAGAAAAUCACGAUCGCGAUCAGGUUCAAGAAAAUCAAGAUCACGAUCUGGUUCAAGAAAAUCAAGAUCACGUUCAAGAUCUAAAUCAAAAUCGCGUGCUUCAAAUCGUUCAAAAUCACGUUCUAGAUCUAGAUCCGGAUCUAGGUCAGAUGUUGGUGUAUCACGUGGUCGCAAACGAAUACUUUCAGAUUCAGAAGGCGAAGAAGAUCAACCAAAGAAACAAACGACAGCUGCGUCUGGAUCCGAUAAUGAAGCGGACGAAGGAGGGACACCAGCUGAAAAAUUGGAUGAUGUACCUGAAGAAGGUGCCGCGGCAGCUGCUAGUGGAGUGUUGCCAGAUGUAUCAGAUGAUUCUGAUGACGGUGUUCGAAAUGACGAUAGAGAAGGCAAUGAUGGCGUAUCCGAUUUUGAUAAAAUGUUGGCAAAGAAACGUUCAGAGCAAACGCGACGUCGUAAACGAAAAGACAUUGAUAUUAUCAACGAUAACGAUGAUAUUAUUGCACAAUUAUUACAAGAUAUGCGGACAGCGGCUGAAGAGGAUCGAAAAUUAAAUCAACAGAUGCAACCGGCUACGAAAAAAAUAGCAAUGUUACCAAAAGUUAUGUCACAAUUAAAGAAACAUGAUUUACAAUUGGCAUUCAUUGAGCACAAUGUGUUAAGUGUUCUUACCGAUUGGUUAGCACCGAUGCCUGAUCGAUCGAUGCCAUCGUUAUUGAUACGUGAAAAUAUAUUAAAAUUAUUAUUACAGUUUCCAAGAGUUGAUCAAUCAACAUUAAAACAUUCCGGUAUUGGUAAAGCUGUUAUGUACUUAUAUAAACAUCCGCGAGAAACAAAGGAGAAUCGUGAACGGGCUGGACGAUUAAUUAAUGAAUGGGCACGUCCUAUAUUUAAUUUAUCCGCUGAUUUUAAAGCAUUAAGUCGUGAAGAACGAUUACAACGUGAUAUUGAACAAAUGCCAAAACGGCGUCGUAAUGACGAAGGAUCAUCAAGUGAACCAACAAAAAAAGAAUUAGCAAAAGCGUUCGGUACACAAGAGGAUAAAGCAUUACGACCUGGUGAUAAAGGAUGGAUUGGCAGAGCUAGAGUACCGAUGCCAUCGAAUAAAGAGUAUGUGGUACGACCUAAAUGGGUUGUAGAAACUGAUAUUAGUCGAACGAGUAAAAAACAAUUAAAUAGAUUUGAAAAACAUAUGAAGAAUUUUAUAGAUAAUAAACGAGCGAAACAAUCAAAGCGAGCUGUAGAAAUAUCAAUUGAAGGACGAAAUAUGGCGCUUUAAACAUACAAAAUGUUUUUAUUUUUUAUUUUUUUGGAAGACAGACAAUUGUCACAUAAAUUGUUGUACAUAUUAUUUUUAAAGAAAUAAUGGAGAUAUAAGCGGGGAGCCCGUCACAGUAAAACUGCACUUACAACA
Messenger RNA from Chrysoperla carnea, 2782 nucleotides. Its product is annotated as IWS1-like protein. The record is from RefSeq and is a predicted model, not a curated record. Gene Ontology annotation, cellular component: nucleus. The transcript is spliced from 8 exons. NCBI's taxonomy places the organism in Eukaryota, Metazoa, Arthropoda, Insecta, Neuroptera, Chrysopidae. Bases 158 to 2647 code for a protein of 829 amino acids. Gene Ontology annotation, biological process: poly(A)+ mRNA export from nucleus.